This is a messenger RNA of Paraglomus brasilianum, 432 nucleotides long. The record is from the annotation of a GenBank genome assembly. NCBI's taxonomy places the organism in Eukaryota, Fungi, Glomeromycota, Glomeromycetes, Paraglomerales, Paraglomeraceae.
AUGUGGUUCUGGGAUAGUUCAGAGAGUGAUCAAGGGACCAUGGACGACAAAAGCGUCUUUGACGACUGUUUCAAGUUGUCAAGGACCCAACGUCUCUAUGCGUUUGGUAUAUGGCAUUCGUCUUUGGCCUUGAUUCAAGGAAACAUAGCAGGCUUUGCCGUCCUCUAUACCCUCGGUAACGUUGUAUCCCUUAUCAGUACGGGCUUCUUGGUUGGCUUCAAAAAGCAAGUGAAGACAAUGUUUGCACCAGUUCGAUGGUUUGCCUCGGUAUUAUUCCUUGCGGCAAUGGCAGCCACUUUAGUCGCUGCUAUCGUGGUAAUUGGUGUGCACUCCUUUGGUACUGUGCAAGUUACAUACCUUAUGGAAGAACUAUCAUCAAGAAAACGUGCGGAAGCUGCGUUGGCAGCAUGGUCUAAUAAGCAGUUCUAUUAA